UCAUUCUACAAUGAUUUUCAUCCCCGCAGAACCAGUUUAUUCGAGCCUAUUUUUAGUCCUUCGAACAUACAUCUUUCCUGACAACCCUAGUGGGGGUGAGCUACCCUUAGUGGGGAUUUAACGAGGUGGGGGAAAGGAGAAAGCCAGCCGUCAGGGCAACGCAUGCCUUCUGACGUUUCAGUAGGCCGCGCGAGCUCGUACGUCGUGGACGUGUUAUCGGAGAAAAGUGAUUUCCUAUUCUUCUCCCUUUUCUUUUCCAUGUCAAUCCGGUCUGUUUUCUUCUCGGCGAUAUUCUUGUGUGUGAUAUGAUUCGUGAAUGUGUACUGCGUCGUUUCAAGUGAACUCGUCGCAGACCGAUGCACGCGUUGUAGGAGGUGAACGUCGAUCGAAGUGCGGGGGAACGAUGUACCGGCGAAAGGAUGAAGAAUAAAGACGCGUGAACUGUUUUUCUGUGACGGGGUUGGCCGUGACGGAGAAUGUUCGCCGAGAAAUUGACUUUCCUGAAGUGAAAAUCGAGAACCGUCCCCGCGGUGCUUCGGAGAGUGACGAUUGAAAUGUGAUAACGGGAGAAAGGGGGAGCAGGCAAUAGCGAAAAGUUCGGGGAGAGGGUAAUAUGUACUUGCAAACACCGAAACAAUGUGCGACAAAGGAGGCUCCUAGGAAGGAAAAGUUGGAAACUACGAACCACACUCUGGAGACGGUCGCCUCCUCAAUGAUGAAGACAGAAGGCACUUCGUGAAAUCCGAGAGGGUAGGCGAUAUCGGGCAUGAUAAGGAUGAACUCGUGGCCGUGGGUGAGACGGAGAUGACCACUAGAUCCGUGCCUCGUCCUGAAGACGAAGACGAGGAGGACGAGGAAGAAGAGGAAGAAGAAGAGGAGGAGGAAGAGGAAGAAGUCAACAAGGAGGCUCGUUCGAGUCUACGAUAUCACUGCCACUGAUAUCCACUCUCUCGUCGCAUCGAUGCCGACCUCUGCAUCCAUUGAUAGAGGUAUGGGGAGCGUCGUAGGUAGCAACGUGAACGUAAGCAACGUAACGACGAGAAGGAUGGACUCAACGACGUUCUUGCCGGAAGCGACGCCGACCCUCAGCGAGCGAGAGCAACUCAAAAUUGAAUUCUACAAAACAUACGACGUGAUGACCGGGGUCAGAAUCGCGGCGACUCUCGGUGGUUUUUUCGGUCUUAUGAUCCUUCUGCUCGUUUACAAAAGCAGGUGCAAAUCGAACAAGCAUUUAGAGGAUCCAAGACUGGCUGCAGCAGCGGCUGCAGCGGUGGCCGAAGAGGAAGCUGAGGAGAGAGCCCUUGCAGCCGCUCUUGAAGCCAUCGCUAGAUUACCACCGAGGCCGGAUCGGGGUCCUAGGCGGUCUCUUUGCGUCGAGCUAAGUCAGUCGCACUCGCCGAGGGUUGGCCCGCGCUUCGCGUCGGUCGGUGGUGGCUACGAGGCUCUGUUAAUGGCGCCAACGAAGCAACCGAAUCUGGCACCUCCCGAGGAACAAAGACGAUGCAGUUCGGUGACCUGCAGCAGCACCGGAAGUAGCUACCUCGAGAGGAGAGGAUCUGCGAUGCCGGUACCGUGUCUGUCGCUUCAUCCUACGUACGUGACGAAACACGCUGCCCACGACGAACCCUGGGACCUUUAUUAUCCCAUUGAUAUUCAGGUAAUCCAACCAACCCCAGAGCUUUCUCCGUGCACAAGCGAGGCGGGUCUUUAUGCGAACGAAUUCCUGCUCGCUGGACCUACCGGUAAAAGGGCGCCAUUGGCUUCCAUGGGCAGUGUCGAUCCUCCGGAACCGGACUCGAGGUCUUUGGGUUCCGACUCAGUCUUCCUGAGAAACGAUGAUCAAGAAGAAGAGUGUCUAGACACGGAGGACGAGGUGUCCGGGUUCUCGACCGACUCGGAAGCACCUGGACCCAGUUCUCGACGGUUCCUUCGGGUUCCCUCGAGGAAGAAGGAGAUCGUCGAGAAGUGGGAUGGUUGUACAGGGUGUGUGCCCAGACGACGACCUGGAGGGAAACCUUGCCAGACUUGUCGCAGCAUCAGCGCGGCUGUCGAAACUUCUAGGUCACAGACAGUGUCGACGAGCACCAGCAGCCAGAGCAGCAUCGGUUCUCCGCCAUGUUCACCAGCCAUCGAGCUCAGACACAGACCGCCACCGGCGCCGUUACCGUCGAAUCCACCCGCCUGGUCCCAGGAAACGUUAUUUUAGUUACAUGAAAGGUGUCGGCGGGGAUAGUAUAUUUCGUGGUCGGGUCAGUAAUCGCACAAAAACGUCAACCCUUCCGAAGCGGAAUACGAACAACGGACAAUCGAAGACAUCCCGCAUGGGUGAAUUCACAAAUUUUCACGAUGGUUCGUUAAACGUUGUAUCCUAUCUCUAAACUGGGAGAAGAAAAGGAUCGAGAGAGAGAGAGAGAGAGAGAGAGAGACGGAGGCCACGCGCGGAAAACUAAAAUAGGUUAAACUAUUAGAAGAGAAGAACAUUUCAAGUCGGUGUCGUUGAUGUUAUUAUUCUAACGUGAAGAAAUUAACCGAGGAGAGGGUGUAACGAAUUAAGAACAGGAGGGGAAUAGGGAGGAUGUAAAAUAUUGUUGACGAGGGAAGCAGUAGGGAGUUCCAGAUCAAAAAAACGGGGGAAACGGACUUGAAAAGACAGUCGUAAUUAGAUGUAGAAAAUAAUAGCAGCAUUUCUGGGAAGACGAAGUUGCCGAUGAUGUCCAGUUCUCGCGAGGACGACAGGAUUCGACACGGUUGCGAGAAUCGUUCGAAAGGAAGAAGAUGGCGUCGGACAGGGAAUGAACGGAAAUGCCAAAGAUGUUUGUAUAGUAACUUCUAAGACGUAAAAGGAACAGAGCAACUAAAAUCUAACAGACUAAACAUAAUCGUUGAAACGAACUAUUGUAAAAAGUGGAAGAGAAAAUGUUAGCGUUCGAUAGUUAUACUGUAAAUAAGAGACGACAGAAUCAACAGAGAACUCGAAUUCCCUUUUUUCGUACUGAAACCAAAGAAAACGGAGAGGAGGAGCAGAAACGGGCGACGGACACGCGUCACGUUCGUAUCGCGUCAGAAGAAGAUAAAGAAAGAAAAAAAAAUAGAAGGAAAAGAGAGGACGAAGAGAAAAUCAAAAGUUCGUAAAAGACGUUGAUGUAGCUGUGCGUGUGCAAACAUGGGAGAAGAAGAAAGAGAAACACUUCGACUUCGUGUUAUCCAUGUUCGUUUUUUUUUUUUGUACUCUGACGUAUCUGUGUAUGUAUGUAUGAUAUGCGGAAUUUAAAGUAAAAUUAGAUUAACCCAGUCGGAAAUUUUGCGAGCGAAAGUUUCUAGAUAGGCUGCGGAUAUUUUGCAUUUCUACCGAAGAAAUUUUUACACGGAUUUCGGUCUCUGUUACGUCCGACAGGAUUUAACGAAAAUGUAUUCCGGAUUUUGAAUUUGCACAAACAUCCGCAGUCUAUGUACGAAGCACCGCGGUUCGCUAAUUUAAUAUUCGAUUUAACAUUCGAUUGGACGAUCGUUAAUAUUUCAUUGGCAAUAGGAGAUUGUUUGCAGACUGCGGACGUUUACGCAAAUUUACACUUUUAUAGACCAACCUAAAUAUAAUUGUUUCUCCUUUGUGAACGAUUUAAGAAUGCGAUGAAAUUGUUUGCGAAUAAUUUGCGAAUGUUUGCGUAUUUUCGCAGAUGGCUUCGACAGUCGUUUAAAAAAAUCUUGCAGCUUAUUUCCUCUGCAAAGAGUAUUCUUCGUUAACUUAUGUUGUAAAUGCUUAAACAAUCGUUGUCCAUUUUCAUACAUUUACAUCGAAUAUUUUUCUGACCGCAGUCUGAUCAUUCAUCGAGACAACAAUGAUCAUUUUAAUUAAAAAAAGAUGCCGGAACUCGAUCGGAAAUUUGCCGAACGCAAAUUCAGUUUUUCUACCAGCCCAAAAUCUCUGAAGUUUCUGUCUAUAGUUUGAUUAAUUUGUAAUCGUCUCGUGCUUAGUUGAUCGAUUAAUUAAUGACGCUUCGAUGACUGCCAAUCGAAAAGCAGAAAUCCUUUGUGCGUGUACACGUGCUUACGGUGGAACGGUGAACGCGUGGCUGAGUGUAUAGGCGUGUGUAUAACGGAGUGCGCACAUCCUCGUGCAUAGAAAACUAGAGAUCGAAGCCAAAUAUUACGUAGAGUCGACAAUUUUUCCGUUGAUCGGGUUGCGUUUACGAUCUUCGCUUUGUACUUCAAUCUAGAACAUUCUCUAAAUUAAGACACGCUGGCGCCUCGCUUGAUCGUCGAACGACUCAUUAAUUUUCCGAUUUCCUGCGACCAAGAAUCUGCUAGUCAAGAAAGACACACCUGUGUUUCCAAUUCUUCAACUUCUUAAAGAACUUUUAUUGUAAUUUUUUGUCACGUUUUCGAUCAAGAGGAAAGAAAUUUUGUAUUUUUCGUUAUUUUUGUUUGUUCUACGAUUUUAAAUGAUUAUUUCACUAUGCAAACUAUUUUGUUCGUUUCUUUGUUCCCUGAUUGCAAGUAUUCUGUAUCCUUUUUACAUUUCUCUUUAUUAGUUUUGGUACAAUUUCGUUUUAAUUUUACAACUUCGAUUAUUAGUCUGUAUUACAUUAGAACAAAUGUCACAGUCAUAUAUAUUUCAUUUAUUCCAUCAAAAAACUAACGUAUGCAUAUACUAUCAGCUGCUUCAAUUUCCAAUGGAUGAUACACUCACAACGACUACAAUCGACAUCUACGCUCGCAUGGCUAAUUUUCUAAGCUUCCCGCCACAAAUGAUCGUGUCCAACGUUUGCGAGUGUUUAAUUGACGCAGUUACGUUGCUUCUGACUAAAUACGACGAACGCGAACCCGAUCACACGUUCAAACAAAGAGUAACAACGCGAGACAACUUCUGUCGGUGCCUUUCCGCCGGAUCUUCUUCCAUUACCAUAUAGUAUAACCAUCGUUGCAGUGACGACACGACGCGGUCAGCGUAUCCUGCUGUCGUCCGAAUACUUAGAAUGACGAUCAAUCAUGUGAUCAGACCUAUGAUCAUUCAGAGGAGAACCGAAUUGAGAAGCGAUGUGAACGCGAACGGUGAAAUCGUCCGCGUGAAGCCAGCGAAACAGCGACGGAAAAAUAUAUCGUUUAAAAUGAGAGAAGGAGAGAGAAAGAGAGAGAGAGAGAGAGAGAGAAACGGACGAACAAACAAUAAAAAGAAGCAAUAGAAAUCGUGUGUAAAUUAGAGCGAAAUAAUAGAGGAAAAUGACGCAAACGAACAGACGAACGAGAACAAUAAAC
Megalopta genalis is the source of this 5253-nucleotide messenger RNA. The record is from RefSeq and is a predicted model, not a curated record. NCBI's taxonomy places the organism in Eukaryota, Metazoa, Arthropoda, Insecta, Hymenoptera, Halictidae.